GGGUUAGCUCCAGUUGCAAUUUUGCUUUCUGUCAAAAUAUGCCUAUCCCUUUAAGUUUUAAUCACGUCAUCAUCGUGUGCCGCCUGUAACCUGACCGAAGGAAGGUUUUUCUGUUGCUGUUGCUGGAGAAUUAACAAUGUCGGGAAGUUUCUAUUUUGUUAUGGUUGGCCACCAUGAUAACCCAGUGUUUGAAAUGGAGUUUCUGCCAGCAGGAAAAGCGGAGUCGAAGGACGACCACCGGCAUCUAAACCAGUUCAUAGCCCAUGCUGCUCUUGACCUGGUUGAUGAGAACAUGUGGGCAUCAAACAACAUGUACCUCAAAACAGUGGACAAGUUUAAUGAGUGGUUUGUCUCUGCCUUUGUCACAGCUGGACAUAUGAGAUUUCUCAUGCUCCAUGAUGUAAGGCAAGAAGAUGGGAUAAAGAACUUUUUCAAUGAUGUGUAUGAUUUAUAUAUAAAGUUUGCGAUGAAUCCUUUUUAUGAACCAAAUGCCCCCAUUCGAUCAACCGCCUUUGACAGAAAAGUUCAGUUUCUUGGCAAGAAGCACCUCUUGAGUUAAUGUCUACUGCAUUGUGCUGCAAAUAAAGCUGCUGAGAUUUGAACUGUGUUUUUAUAUUGAACUGUGCUUAUUGUAAUGUAUUUUCCAUGAUGGCAAUUCCCACUUUAAUUACAAAACAUUUUCUAAGACAAAAGGUAAGCUGUGGGAAAGGAUGUAUUCCAAAAAUACACUGACCUGUUUAUUACUGUCAAGCAAUAAAGAUGUUGCUGUUUCAUUA
Messenger RNA from Acipenser ruthenus (sterlet), 776 nucleotides. Its product is annotated as trafficking protein particle complex subunit 2. The transcript has 5 exons. Gene Ontology annotation, cellular component: cytoplasm; nucleus; TRAPP complex. Gene Ontology annotation, biological process: endoplasmic reticulum to Golgi vesicle-mediated transport. The coding region runs from base 137 to 559 and encodes 140 amino acids. The record is from RefSeq and is a predicted model, not a curated record. Lineage: Eukaryota; Metazoa; Chordata; Actinopteri; Acipenseriformes; Acipenseridae.